AUGAGCUUCGCCGGCCUCGGUGACUUCGGCGGCUCAGGCGCUCCUCCCUAUGACCAGGGAGCCCCUGCACAGGGCUCCCUUGGGGCACCAGGCGAUCCUGGGGCCCCGGGUGCCCCGGGGGAAGUGCGAGGAGUGGCGGACUUCUUCGGUGGGGGGGCGGCUCCUGGAUUUGGAGGAGGCAAGAAACGAACAACUACCCAUCCCUUCUUCUUUUUGCCUGCGCCUGCUUGCACCUGCAUGCAGAUAAUACAGAUGUGCCUGACAUUAGCCACAAGCCUUUAUCCUGACAUCCUCCCUACGACUGCGGGCGCGCUUGCUCUGAGCAUCUCUCUUGGAGAUGCAUUUCGUAUUCUCCACAGUUCAUUUGCAGGAGGAAGCAGCAGGGAGGAUCUCUGUUUUGCAAUGCUGAUUCCACAUGUCUACAGGGCCUGGAUGCAGGACCCGAGCUCCCUCCAAGUGUCUUUUUUCCCUUCUGGUCCCCUUCUGCACCUGGUGAAGCUCGUCGGGGUAGUGGAUGUUCCUUCUAGAGAGACACUCGAAGCGGCACUGCAUAGCGCGAGGAUUCAAUUCACCCUCGAUGACUUCACCGGGAGGAUAGAGUGCGAAUAUACAGUCGGAGACGAGCUGACAGAGUAUCGUCAAAACCAAAUCCUUGAUGCCUUGUGUUGUGGGGGCCUUGUGACAAUCUUCGGCUCUAUCAAUUUGCUUGGCAAAAGUGAACCUUCCCUCCGUGUCCAUGCAAUCAGGCAGACGCAAACGGCCGCGGAUCUCAUUUAUCACGAAUCUGCAUGCCAAGCCGCAUAUCUGCGCCUCAAAUACCCCAAUGAAGACCCUGACGGUGCUACGGGAGCUGGCCAGCAACAAUCGCUGCAGCCGUCGCUGCUACAGCAGCAGCAGCAGCAAAUGCACCCCUUCGGAGUCCCGCAGCGUAGAACAGCACUUUCCUGCACGUGGCCAGAGCGGCACGAGCAGCCAUAA
Molecule: messenger RNA, 978 nt
Organism: Eimeria acervulina
Lineage: Eukaryota; Apicomplexa; Conoidasida; Eucoccidiorida; Eimeriidae
Product: replication protein A2, putative
Exons: 7
Coding region: 1-978 (325 amino acids)
Source: RefSeq, a predicted model, not a curated record